This is a messenger RNA of Echinostoma caproni, 1215 nucleotides long. Lineage: Eukaryota; Metazoa; Platyhelminthes; Trematoda; Plagiorchiida; Echinostomatidae. The record is from the annotation of a GenBank genome assembly.
AUGAUGAUGAUGACCAAACAGGCUCUCUCCAUUAUACCCACACAAGAGCUGAUGGAAGCUGCCGCAAUGAAAUCCGGUUGCACUCCGGAUGUCGUCACUCCGCGUGCAUUUUUGCGCGAACUGGUUCGUUGGUUCAAAGAAGAAUUCUUCCAUUGGGCCGACUCUUUCGAAUGCUCCCAAUGCAAAACAAAAAUGCAAUUCAUCGGAAAAGCAGCUCCGACACCGGAGGAGAUUCCCGGCCGUCCUGGUUCUGUCGAGACAUAUCAGUGUCCGGCAAAUCCCACGCAUCCAGUCUACCGAUUUCCGAGGUACAAUGAUGUUAAAACACUUUUGUGCACUCGGUUGGGCCGUUGUGGUGAAUGGGCCAACUGUUUGGCGUUCUUACUCUCCGUCUGUAGUCGACCACUGACCGGGGGGUCUUCCACAUGCGAACCCACUCCAUGGUUUCCCGCCUGUCGAUUCGUCUCGGACUGGACAGAUCAUGUAUGGUGUGAAGUUUGGUUGGAAGACGAACAAAAUAAGGGCCAAUUCCGCUGGGUACACUGUGACCCGGGUGGUGAAAUCGAUCAGCCCCUUUUGUACGAGGAAGGUUGGGGCAAAAAGUUGACUUAUGUAUUCGCCUAUACUGUCCCUCCGUUCCGUAUCUAUGGAGGUCUCAGUGCGGAUGCGAUUCGACGUGUCGUAGAUGUGCAAGAUGUGACCUGGCGUUACACACGAAAAUUUUCAGAUGUCAUCGGUCGUCGGAAUCGGGAUUUUGAGUCUCGCCUGGCCGCACAUUUAUCUGCACAUCAUUUGUCCGUGUGCUCCGCGUGGAAUUCAAUGAAUCAGUCGUUCGUCAAUCUGUGCGGUCCGCAGCAUCCGUUCUCCCUACAGCAAGUGGCUCGCGAGUUAACGUCGUUUCUCACCCCACCAGCUGCACCGGUCNGGAGCCCACUUGGCGUGGACAUAUAUCAACGUCCGCGGUCCACGUUAAAUCCAACAACCGCGGAUACGAAUUCAGGUCGGUCGAGCAGUUCCAUGAAUCGCAGUGCUUUGGUCGACGAAGCUAAGCGAACGGGCCUAAAAGGCUGGCACACGCUGGCUACGCGAUGGCGAAAUAUCGCUCGCAAGGUGAGCUGUCAGCUGCACGGUAUGUUCCUCACAAUUACUUGUGAGUUGACUUUUUAUUACACACUUUCGUGUGAUAAACGACGAGGAAAGCCCCAUAGUCACUAG